Ornithodoros turicata is the source of this 3575-nucleotide messenger RNA. Its product is annotated as UPAR/Ly6 domain-containing protein bou-like. Gene Ontology annotation, biological process: positive regulation of voltage-gated potassium channel activity; sleep; regulation of synaptic transmission, cholinergic. The transcript is spliced from 3 exons. NCBI's taxonomy places the organism in Eukaryota, Metazoa, Arthropoda, Arachnida, Ixodida, Argasidae. Bases 196 to 636 code for a protein of 146 amino acids. The record is from RefSeq and is a predicted model, not a curated record.
ACAGGCGGCAGGUACGCGAAACUCACACGCACCUGUUGCUUGUUAUCUGUUGUGGUGGUGCACCCCACCCAGUGGUAUGCCGGCGGUUGCGGAUGCUACAGUGUUAUGUUUUGAACUUUUCUAUGUGUCAUUGUGCUUGUAGGGGAAGCAGGUCGUCCAACGGCUCGAUUUGAUUCAAACUCGGUCGUUAUCAACAUGACUUUGCAAAUCUUCGGAAGCACCGCUUUGGGAGUUACGGCGUUCUUGUGCUUGUUUACUUCAGGUGCCACGAUUAAAUGCUACGAAUGUGACUCUAAUGACCAGUUGCACUGCUCGGAGCGCUGGGAUAUGGGUCUUAUUGGAGACGUCGAGCCUCAGAAUUGCAGCUACCUGCAUGAAGCACGUUACUGUAUAAAGGCUACAGGCAUGUACAAAGGCCGUAUCGGCACCUUCCGCUUCUGUUCCGCCCGCGACUGGGGUCACUACUGUGACUACACCAGCAGGCCAGGGGAUGAAAGGGAAUACAGGGCAUGCAUGUACACCUGUUAUACGGACGGAUGUAACAGUGCGCCGUACAGUGCAGUGGCAUCGACAUUUCUACUCAUGCUCUCCGUCCUCUUGUCACUUGCUCUGGUGAAGGGAUGCGAUUGGCACUGAAAAGCCUGCCCCGUGACGAAACAGUAUUGCCAACAGUGCUACCACAUAGUGCUCAAAGAUGAAGGACUAUUGCUACAAGAAAGAAGCCCCGAAGGACUAUUCCAGCAGGUGCUCUGCAAGAGGCUGUUUCGGUCGGCACAGCGUACCAGUCAGUGUUUCUUGAGCCCUCGAAGGAACAGCAGCUCUGUGCACGUGUAGCUACUCAGAGUGGUUAGUAGGUGGCUGUAAUAGUCGUGAAUUUCAAGGGAAGGACACCUUUCCACAUGAAGUUUGUGUCCACUGACACAUGAUGAGGGAGAAUCUCCUUUUUGGGUACAGGUCCUUUUCGAAAGAGGAGAAGAGGCCUCCCUAGUAAAUGAAAAUGAGUUACCUUGAACACAGGGCCAGCUGGUUACUUGUGUCUCACGAAUACUUGAAACGGAACCAUAUCAGUCUAAAUUUUUUAUGAAUCAUUAUAACAGUUUUGGUAACCUAUAGGAUCUGUCUAAUACGAGUGCCUUUCAAUUCAGUACGCUCGCUCGAAAGUCGUCAGUGUCCAUUCCUGACACAACACCAGACACUUCUGCUACUAAACUUUGGUACCAGAUAGACCCGUUGAACUAUUUGAAUAAAAUGGGCACAUAAUGCAAUUUAGUUGUAUAAUAAGAGUCACUGGUAUGUGUACAACGAUAUAUAGCAGUUGAAAAUUUACUUCUCAAAAUACAUCACAUUGAUCCGCCAGUUCUUGUGUGAACAGCACAUGCCUGGCAUCAUGCUCCGACAGUGGUAGUGUGUCUGCGGUAUACAUUCCUUCAAAGUUGUAGAGGGCCUGUACGUCAAAGAUGUUCUUAGCUGCUCUGAUGUGAGGAGUAUAAAGUAUGACAGCCUCCACAAUACAUAAUUUUUUAAUACUCGUGACAGACCAGACAUAAAAAAGAGCAAAUUUUGGCAGUCCGCUGUUGUAGCCCCGCACGCUCUUCAGCGUAAAUUCUGUUCCGUGGUGAUGAAGUGCCCCGGCAGGUCCAAAUGUACUGGUAGGCUUUCAUAUCUUUUGCCUUAGUUCAAUGUGCUAUAACAGCUGACUGCCAAUAGCAGUGCCUGCUACCGUUGUGUUGGAGUAUUGUGCCAGAUGUGUUGUGAAGCCACGAAAAUGGAUCGUGGGAAUACGGAAGGGUGGGUGAUACAAGCGAUGUUAAAUUUUAUUUGGCCUCAGUACAGUUGAUGGUACAAGAACACUACAAAACAAGAUAAGCAUCUGUCAGUAUGUGCCCCUAAUACCUACUAAGGGAGCCCUAGCAGUUGCCUGCCUGUAACAACUGCUGGCAUUGAACAAAAAAGUGUCAUAGCAAAGGAUGUUGGUGUGAUAAAAAAAAAAAAAGAACUACAAAGACUGCGUGUUCACGGGGCAUACAUACUUGCAAGAAAAAAGGCUGCCUCUGAUUUCAAACUAUUACUGUCCUCUGUUCACGAUUCAAGCUCUCCAACUGUCAACGGGCCAAACUAACUAGAUGUUCCAACGUUAACCAUAGAAAAAAACAAUAUCACAAAUAAAGACCGAACAUGCCGAACCCCCAUCAUAGCAAGGUAAGAAGAGUAUAACGUUAAUUGUAAGGGAAAAGGCUGAAGUGCUCAGAGGAUGUGAGACGCUGAUUAGAGCCCUGCACGGGCCACAUUUUUAGGCCCCUGCCUUCCUUUCGUGUCCCCAAUCGGCUCAGCGACUGCAUACCUAGCCCAGACCAAGCCCGAAGGAUUUUAAGUUUCUCGGCCUGAAACCACGCUCGAGAUAUCCCCGGCCCCCAUAUCCCCAUAUAACCUGGCCCCCAUAUCCCCGUAUAACCCGGCCCAGUGUAUCAAGCUGUAAAAUUUGACUGUGGAUAACUAAGAGGGGUAACGCAGGCUCGAGCCUGACUUGUAUACGACUGGGCCCAUAAUGAUCAAACCUGAGCCCUGCCCAGGCCCGCAAACGGAAAGCUUUGCCGGGCUCAGGUUUUCGGGUAAGCCUGUGCAGUGCUCCAACACUGAUGUCAAAAGACAAUGCAGGUUGCAUUGCCUGUGCUCAAUCGUAAUGUGUGUCAGUGUGUCAUUGCUUGAAUAGCCUGUAUGAACUAGUCCACGUUGUGGACAAAAUGUCACUUUCUAGGGUAGAGUUGAUCGCACAUGCCGUCCAGUAGCUGCUCGGGUGUCCGUGACAUACAACACGAGCAACUGUCAUUUCAAACCGUCCAUACUGUUGGUGUCGUUCUCAUCAUUUUUCUGAAGUGUACUUUAUAAGAUGUAGGUAAUGCUAGCAAAUGGGUGGAACACACAUGAAAACUGACACCUGCACAAGGCAUACAGGUGACAGGUAGCUACUGCAAAGAGUGCCUGGCUUAGUUAUUUAUACAUCAGUAGUUAUACCUGCAUCUAACACUCAUGCAGAGUGCAUGAAAGGCUGCUGUGGUGCAUAGUACGAAGAAAAUGCAGAUACAUUAACUUGCACGUGCAUGUCAGUGAGUCCGCAUGUGCCAAUAUUGACAAUAAUGGACCUACACAUUGGAGAUCAAACUGUUUUCAUAUGAGGUGCUAUAGAACAACUGCAAUCAAUGUGAAUGUACUAUAUGUCUCACACUUGGUUCUCAUGGGCUUCACGAGAUUAUAGGCGUAUAAUUACAUACGCCUAUCUCGUGACACACGCUAAUCCAAUUUGUGCAGUGCAAUUGCUAGGUAAUUACAAACAGUACUAUAAGUGUCCCGCUUUACAUUUUACCGUACCCCUACGACUGCUGUGGUACCUACAGCCUCGUUUGAGCCGAUGAAUCCAGCUGAGUGGCAUAUCUUUUGCAUAGACAUGCUCUUUGUGCUUUGGAAACGAAUAAUAUUCACAUUGAAAGAACAACAAUCUCACUAUUUUCAGACAGUGGUGUUCAAGAUCUGUUGUGUAUUGUGUAACGAGAUUUAAAAUAAAGUCGGCGCCCAUUGAG